UGCCAAUAGCCUGUUUUUGCAGUUUGGAGACGAUCCUCAAAUCUUCAAUACCAGCUUCUCGCUUCAACCGGGGGAAAAUAACAGGAUUAUUUUUAAGCGUGACAGAGAGAGCGGCUUGACAAAUCGUUAAACAAUGGUGUAGCAAGUGAAGAAGAUUCUUCGAGGUUCUCUAGAGAGAGAGAGAGAGAGAGAGAGAGAGAGAUUUGAGAGGCAAAAAGGAAGAGGGAAUAAAGCGUGAAGUUGAUGAUUGUUUUGGAGGGUUCUGGAGCGCAAAAGGCGUUAAUUUGAAGGAAACGAAGAACGAAGAAGAAUCCUCAAAGAGAGAGGGGGAAAAAAGAAUGGAUGGGAAUGGAGUAGAGAGGGACCUGGAGAUAGAGUCUGGUGGGGUGGCGAUGAUCAUGGCGAAUGAUUAUGGCAAACAACAAGACAGGGAAGACGAUACAUCAGAGCCAUCCUCAGACGACGUCGUCGUCAAAGAAAGCUUUCUCAGAGAGCCUUUGCUUCUCAAGAACAAUAGGAUGAACAACACCUCGCAGCUCGCCAUUGUUGGAGCAAAUGUUUGCCCUAUUGAAAGUCUUGAUUACGAGAUGAUUGAGAAUUAUCUAUUUAAACAAGAUUGGAGGUCUAGAACGAAAGUCGAAAUAUGCCAAUAUAUUGUUCUUAAAUGGACUCUUGCACUUCUAAUUGGUUUAAGUACAGGGCUUGUCGGAUUUUUCAAUAACCUUGCUGUUGAGAACAUUGCUGGUUUCAAGCUUCUACUCACUAACAAUCUCAUGCUCAAAGAAAAGUAUUAUCAGGCCUUUGCAGCAUUUGCCGGUUGUAACAUGGUUUUGGCUGUUGCUGCCGCAAUCCUCUGUGCUUACAUUGCCCCUGCAGCAGCUGGAUCUGGCAUACCUGAGGUGAAGGCCUACCUCAAUGGUAUAGAUGCCCAUUCUAUAUUGGCUCCAAGUACCCUCUUUGUAAAGAUCUUUGGUUCAAUUUUUGGUGUUUCUGCGGGGUUUGUUGUUGGUAAGGAAGGACCUAUGGUACAUACUGGUGCUUGCAUAGCCAAUUUACUCGGACAAGGUGGUUCUCAAAAGUAUCGACUGACAUGGAAAUGGCUGAGGUUCUUUAAAAAUGAUCGAGAUCGAAGGGAUUUGAUCACAUGUGGUGCAGCUGCAGGGGUUGCUGCUGCCUUCCGAGCUCCAGUUGGUGGUGUCCUUUUUGCACUUGAAGAAGCAGCUUCAUGGUGGAGGAGUGCCCUUCUGUGGCGUACUUUCUUUACAACGGCAAUAGUAGCAGUAGUGCUAAGAAGUUUCAUGGACUUGUGUCGGGGUGGAAACUGUGGUCUUUUUGGGGAAGGCGGGUUGAUAAUGUUUGAUGUUAAUGAAGCGAAGCCUGCGUACAGCACUCUUGACCUUCUGGCAGUUGUAUUUCUGGGAAUCGUUGGAGGCAUUUUUGGAAGCCUUUACAAUUAUCUUGUGGACAAGGUCCUUCGCACUUAUAGCAUCAUCAAUGAGAGGGGCCCUGUAUUUAAAAUUGUACUUGUUGUCACGAUCUCCUUUUUGACCUCUUGUUGUUCGUAUGGUCUUCCAUGGCUAUCAAAUUGCAUCCCUUGUCCUCCUAACUUGGAGGAUCAGUGUCCCACUGUAGGUCGCUCCGGCCACUACAAGAAUUACCAAUGUCCUCCUAACCAUUACAAUGACCUUGCUUCUCUCUUUUUCACUACUAAUGAUGAUGCCAUCCGCAACCUCCUUAUAGGCGGCUCUGACAAAAAUUUUCAUCUUUCUACACUUCUAAUCUUCUUUGUUGCAAUAUACUUCCUUGGAAUCAUCACUUAUGGAAUUGCUGUUCCCUCUGGACUAUUUAUCCCUGUCAUACUUGCCGGGGCCUCUUAUGGGCGCCUUGCUGGCAGUCUUUUAAGUCCAUUCACUGUACUCGAUGUUGGAUUGUUUGCCCUCCUCGGAGCUGCAUCCUUCCUCGGUGGUACCAUGAGAAUGACUGUUUCUAUUUGUGUCAUACUCCUUGAACUCACUAAUGACCUCCUAAUGCUCCCACUGGUAAUGCUGGUUCUUCUUGUUUCAAAGACUGUGGCUGAUAGCUUCAAUAAAGGUGUAUAUGAUCAGAUGGUUAAAAUGAAGGGGCUGCCUUAUAUGGAAGCACAUGCUGAACCAUACAUGAGGCAUUUAGUCGCAAGUGAUGUUGUUUCUGGCCCUCUGAUUACUUUUUCUGGGGUUGAAAAGGUGGGGAAUAUCAUCCAUGCUUUGAGGAUUACUGGCCACCAUGGUUUUCCUGUGAUUGACGAACCUCCUUUCUCGGCUGCUCCUGAGUUGUGUGGGUUGGUUUUAAGGUCGCAUCUGCUUGUGCUUCUUAAGAGGAAGAAGUUCACAAAGCAGAAGGUGAUGACAGGGUCUGCGAUUUUGAGGAACUUCAAAGCACGUGAUUUUGCAAAGCCAGGGUUAGGAAAGGGGCUCAAGCUUGAUGAUUUGGACAUUUCAGAGGAGGAGGUGGAGAUGUAUGUUGAUCUCCAUCCAAUUACCAAUACUUCACCAUAUACAGUAGUCGAAUCGAUGUCUCUAGCGAAAGCUGCGGUCCUUUUCCGGGAGCUUGGCCUCAGGCACUUGUUGGUAGUGCCAAAGACACCUGCAAGACCUCCAAUUGUUGGGAUCUUGACAAGGCAUGACUUCAUGCCUGAGCACAUUUUGGGACUAUACCCUCAUCUGGAUCCACACAAAUAGGGGAAGCAAUAAGAUUUUUGUAGAUUAUCAUCUUCAUCAUCUCCCUCAAAAAUCAUUACAAAGCACCAUGUAUUCAAUCCCUUUGAAACUCGAAGAUUAUCCGAUUGAGGGUGCAGUUCUAUAGAUGUGAUGAGUAGGCAUUUGCAGCAUAAUGCAUGAGUGAAUUAAUGAGCCUAUUUCAUUUUCUCUUUGGUUUUUGUAAUUUCUAUUCAGUUUAUUUGACUUCAUUUACACAUAGUUCUUAUAAGAAAGAGGCUUUCGGGGCCUAGUUAUGGCAAAAACCAAAUCAUCUUGUUCAUUUCAUUAUUCAGUUAUUUACAUAUAUGUAUAUAUAUUUAUAGGUGGGCAAUUAUUACAUCUUGUCUGAAAACCUGGUAAUGAGGAAAAAUUAUUGUAAUUUUAUGGUUUGCAUGAUUGAUAUAGCAUAAUACUAUCUUGCAAUCUAUGUAGUUGAUCCUAUUUGGUGAAAUAAAAUUUGUUAUUAUUGUUGUCGAUGA
This is a messenger RNA of Prosopis cineraria, 3214 nucleotides long. Its product is annotated as chloride channel protein CLC-c-like. The record is from RefSeq and is a predicted model, not a curated record. The coding region runs from base 339 to 2717 and encodes 792 amino acids. Gene Ontology annotation, biological process: transmembrane transport; chloride transport. NCBI's taxonomy places the organism in Eukaryota, Viridiplantae, Streptophyta, Magnoliopsida, Fabales, Fabaceae. The transcript has 7 exons. Gene Ontology annotation, molecular function: voltage-gated chloride channel activity. Gene Ontology annotation, cellular component: intracellular membrane-bounded organelle; plant-type vacuole membrane.